This is a messenger RNA of Trichosporon asahii var. asahii CBS 2479, 1833 nucleotides long. Its product is annotated as Icc family phosphohydrolase. Lineage: Eukaryota; Fungi; Basidiomycota; Tremellomycetes; Trichosporonales; Trichosporonaceae. The transcript has a single exon. Gene Ontology annotation, molecular function: hydrolase activity. The coding region runs from base 1 to 1833 and encodes 610 amino acids. The record is from RefSeq and is a predicted model, not a curated record.
AUGGCGGCGAACGUCUCUCUGGCCAGCUUCAAGCCUGUUGCCUGGGCGGGGCACGACGCGAACCUCACGCUUCGCGGCAUUCCGGAAGGCAACUUUACGCUCCUUCUUGACGGGCAGAACGUUUCGCCCUCCUCCGAGUCUCGCGAGAACGGCACUGUGACGGUCACUUUCCCUGUUGGCGAUGCCAAGGACUCUGUCGCGUUCAAGACGCUCAAGGUCCAGCUCGGCGGACAGGACGCGUACUCUGUCAACGUGACUGUGUGGCCGGAGCAGACCCCGGUCCAGCUGCCGGAGCAGCCGGUCUGGCUCGAGAUGUUCGAGGACGGCCAGGACGGAUGGAACGCGACCAACUGGAAGUUCGACACGCUCUGGGGCAUUGUGCGCGACCACGGCACGAAUGGCAAGCAGCGGUUCUCGCGCGCGAGCGGCGUCAUUGCUGCCGCGGUCGGAGCGGGCUCCCACUCUCUCGCGACCCCGGCCAUCGACCUGCAGGAGGGCGAGUACGAGCUCCGUUUCGCCAGUCACUACAACACCUCGGACCCGCAGGGCCAGGACGCGCACGUUUCCGUGACGUACGACGGCAAGUCGCCGGAACGCCUGUUCGCGCUGAACGAGACGGCCGAGGCGGCCCAGCACCGUGUUCCCUUCAAGGCUGCCGCCGGUGCCAAGCUGGUGUUCACGUUUGCGUUCGAGGGCAAGGGCGACAAUGCGUACUGGCUCAUCGACGAUGUGGCUGUUGUGAAGCCGCAGGGCAAGCUCGAGGGCGAGCCGACCGAGGUCAUCGACAUCAUCUCGGACAUCCAGGGCCUGCCUCAGAACGACCAGAUGCGCGACAGUCUCCUGCCGGGGUUGCGCAAGUACGGCAACGCCAGCACGCUCGUGAUUAACGGCGACCUGGUCCCGUACGACGCGCCGGACACUUGGGCCAAUUUCACCAAGGCGCUCAAGGACGCCGGCACGUGGGAGCACUAUGGCGAGAAGAAUGUCAUCUCCACCCUCGGCAACCACGAGAUGUACUAUGCGAUGCCCGAGUCGCCGGGCCACAUCGACAACUUCCUGAACGGCACGCGCAUGACGGAGCUGCACGGCGAGCAAGGCCGCGGACUCUGGGGCGAGCACGUGACGGAGAAGGGCACGCCGAUCAUUUGGAUGGCAACGGAGCAGUACACCUUCCUGGACCACACGGGGCAGCCGCCGUUCGUGAACAUGAGCGACGCGCAGUACGGGUACCUCGCCGGCCGCCUUUCGCACUGGAAGCAGGAGGGCAAGCCCGUCCUGCUCUUCUCGCACUUUGCGCUCCCCUACUCUGUCUCGGGCACCUGGACGACGUUCGACAGCACCAGCUUCGGCCACGAGGAGACGCGCCUCCGCUACCUCCUCGCGGCGAACCCGCACGCGCUGCUGAUUACCUCUCACACGCACUGGGACAUUGCAGCUCUGGACCAGAACGUCGACCACCGCCCCCUGGUCGGGUACAACAGCACGAUCACGACGUUCAACACGGGCGCGACGCUCAACUACAUCGGCGUCGGGUCCAAGGACUUUGAGGGCGACACGCUCGGCGAUGGCGCGCCCACCGGUCUCCGCGCCGAGAUCUAUGGCGACCGUAUCCGCGUGAACGCGUACCGAUUCUGGAACCUGAGCACUGACGGGACGCUCAUCCAGACCCGCGAUGUGCCAAUUGCCGCGGCCAACGGCAGCACGAGCAAGGACCACAGCGCGGACAAGAAUGGCAAGGACGGCAAGGAGGGAAGCGGCGCCCGGCCCGCCGCGACUUGGGGCGUGGCGGCUACCCUCGCUGCCGUGCUCGCCUCGGCUUGGAGCCUGCUGUAA